Camelina sativa (false flax) is the source of this 238-nucleotide messenger RNA. The record is from RefSeq and is a predicted model, not a curated record. Lineage: Eukaryota; Viridiplantae; Streptophyta; Magnoliopsida; Brassicales; Brassicaceae.
CUGUAACACCAUGGCAGAGAAACUCUCGAGUGUUGGCGAGCACGAAGACGCCAACGCUCAGGUCAUGGAUUUUCCUGGAGGGAAGGUAGCUUUUACACCUGAGAUUAAGUUCAUAUCAGAAUCCAGUAAAGAGCGUGUCCCUUGCUACCGUGUUCUUGAUGACAAUGGCCAACUCAUCACCAACAGCCACUUUGUUCAGGUUAGUGAGGAAGUUGCGGUGAAGAUGUAUAGCGAUAUG